Messenger RNA from Musa acuminata AAA Group (dessert banana), 4411 nucleotides. Its product is annotated as SCAR-like protein 2. Gene Ontology annotation, molecular function: Arp2/3 complex binding; protein kinase A regulatory subunit binding. Gene Ontology annotation, biological process: positive regulation of Arp2/3 complex-mediated actin nucleation; actin cytoskeleton organization. Bases 309 to 3926 code for a protein of 1205 amino acids. The transcript has 9 exons. NCBI's taxonomy places the organism in Eukaryota, Viridiplantae, Streptophyta, Magnoliopsida, Zingiberales, Musaceae. Gene Ontology annotation, cellular component: cytoskeleton. The record is from RefSeq and is a predicted model, not a curated record.
CUUUGUUUCUCCUGAGGCCCAAAAACAAAAACAAAGAACAAAAACAAAGGCAUUUUUUUUCUUGGAAAUGGCUUGAGUAGACGGCAAUCCUGCAGCGAAUUGGGUGCGCGAGCGAGUGCGGAGUCCGACAGUUGAGCCGUCGUCUCAUCGCCAAUGUGCCAUCGCCGCUCGGCAUCGCCCUCCUACAUAGUCCUCUCGGGCCAUGAGAGGUCGGAGGCCUCGGUUUCGAAUUUGGUUCUGCUACUCUGCUGUGAGCGCCGGGAGUGAGGAGUAGAGCGCGAGAGCGACACGGCCGGUGGUCGAAGAGGAUGCCGUUGGUGCGGUUGGAGUUGAGGAACGAGUACGGGUUGGGAGAUCCGGAGCUGUACAGGGGAGGGUUCAGGAAGGAGGAGCCGAAGGCGAUCUUGGAUGGCGUCGCCGUCUCCGGCCUCGUGGGGAUCUUGCGGCAGCUGGGCGACCUCGCCGAAUUUGCUGCGGAUGUUUUCCAUGACUUGCAUGAACAAAUAACGGCCACAGCUGUCCGAGGGCGUCAAAUGAUGACACGAGUACAGAACAUAGAAUCAACAGUUCCAUCUAUUGAGAAGGCCUUUGGAAAACAAACAAGCUACGUACAUUUUGCAUAUGUUGCGGGUUCCGACUGGCAUGCCCGCAUUCGAGAUGAGCAAAGCAUCGUCCUCUCCACUGAACUGCCACGCUUUAUGAUGGAUUCAUAUGAAGAAUGCCGUGAUCCACCUCGUUUGUUCCUGCUUGACAAAUUUGACCAUGCCGGCACCGGAGCUUGUCUGAAAAGGUAUUCAGAUCCACCCUAUUUUAAGAGGGUGUGGACUGCAUCACAAAUGGAAAAUUCUGAAAAUUUUCAAAAAGAAAAGAAAGUUCAUAAAACCAAGAGGAAAGGAUCAAGACCUAGACACGGAGAAGUUAAACAUGCAGUCUACAUAUCUCAUCAUGAUAGCAGUGGUAUAAGAUUUGCAUCCCCAAGCAUUGAUGGGCAAAGAUUUUCUGCUGUGAAUGUAUCUUCACCUGAUAUGAGGUUAAAUCUUGAAUUUUUAAGUAGAUCUACAUCUUUUGCUUCAAAGACUAGAGAGAACUAUGCCGAACAAACUUCAUAUGUAAAUCCUCAGGGGGUGCCUGAUGAUCUAGACUACAGUGAAGUGCCUAAUCCUAAUUUACAUAGCAAAGAUAGCCAUCUAAGUGUUCCUGUUCUACAUGAUGAGCCAAGUGCAGAUGGUUUGUAUAAUGUUGCUCAACAUGAUUUGCCGCAAGAACAAAGUGUUCCCAGAUCAUCUUCUGUUACAUGGGAUGAAAAAUUGGAAAUAGUUAAGCCUACAAGUCCAGUAUCAUACAAUGACAUACUCGUUGACAGGGUUCAAGAUUUAGAAAAUGUCAUCAGCGUUCAAGAUUCGGAGCCUCUGCAAGUGAACUUCAAAACAGAAAAUGUUGAGCAUGCUAAAAUUGAAGCAUUGAAUCAAGAAGACAUCUUAUGUCAUAUCGGUAAAACUUCAGUACCAGUAUCUGGUGUCAGCCACUUUGAUGAAGUCAGCAGUGAGACAGAUAAUUAUGUGGAUGCACCCAACACAUUGGAUUCUGAAUCAGAGACAGAAGCUGGGUGUCACACCAAAAGUGAAGUGCAGAUACUAUCUAACUUCAGCUCACAAGGAAUGGAGCCUAGAACAGAAAUGAGACAAGUCAUAGCUGUACAAAGUUCAGAGCCCUCUGAUGUUGAAGCACAUAAUUCAUCACAUAGUUCUUUGAGUCAAGAUGUGACACCAAGAUUUUUGCAUUUAAGUUCUUUGAAUGGUUCGGAACAUGUGCAAUCACCUUAUGCCACAGAAUUUUUGCAAAAACAAGAACAAACUGUUGUUGAUGAUUUUUGUGAAAGAAAUGCUCCCAAUAUUUCUGAAACAAAAUUUCAUGCAUAUGAGUGUAUUGACAGUGUUCUCUCUCCUAUAUCAGGCACUUUCAGCUCACCAACAAUGAUGCUAGCAGAAACCAGAUGUGAGGGAUCUAUAUUGAAACCUGAUCCUCUUGCUGAUGUGUCUGGUGUUCCUUCCAUUAAGCUUUGGACAAAUGGUGGCCUUUUUGGAGUUGAACCUUCAAAACCACCAGAGCUUGGAUCUGUGAAUACUCAAAGUAAGAAUUUUAUAUCUGAUUCUAGAAAUUUUGCAUCUGACUUUUCAAGUCGCACACUGAAGUCUCAGACACUUGUUAAUGAAUCAGAUGCACCAUGUAUGCAAAAUGAACCUACAUCAGUAGAUGCCAACUCCCAAGGGAAGGUGGCUGGCGAACCAACUAAUUUGGAUUCCUCAGUUCAAAGCAAUUCAACUGAGGAUCAGUUUUUUGCAAGAGGAUAUAAUACUGUUCAAAAGUUCAAAGGUUCUCCAUCCUGCCAUGACAAUCAACAUGUAUAUAAUGUCAAACAGGACUCAAAUGUAUCUGCUGAACCUUUUCUACAGAGGAAAUUUGAACAUAAUUCUGAAGACACUGAUGUUAGCAAUUAUGCUAGCUCUGAUAAACUUGACAUGACAAGAAAUAGUGCCUCUAGUGGAGCUCCUUUAACAGAUAUUUAUUGUACUGGAUCAAGACAAAAUGGGCCUAGCCAAAGCACUGUGGGUAUCUCAUCCAGUUUUUCUGAGCUUGCACAGAGGUUUCUUGCAAAUACUAUCCAUAGAGAAGCAUCACUUUCCACACCUUCAGGAAAUAUAAACACUGAAAUAAGAAAACCAAAGGGUGCAACUUCCUGUCUUCAUGAUGAUAUAGAAGUGUCAAAUGAAGUUGCAUCCCAAAGAACCGAUGAACAAAGUACCAACAAAAAGGUUGCUCAUGUACCAGCAAAAGAACCAGUCUCUUUUACUUCAUAUUACCAUGAGCAAUCUUCUCCGCCACUUGAAUAUAUGAAAAUCUCUUCUCAUCCUAUGAAUGGCUUGGAUAAUUCUAAAUUGAAGUUGGAUUUUUCCGGUGGCAAUCUCCAUGAAAAUAGUGAAGAUGCUACCUUUCCAUCAUUUCAGUUGCAUCACGGCCCUGUUGAUAAUUUGCCAGUUGUUCUCUCUGAGUCAGAUGAUGACACCUUCCAUAGAUCUUGUCCAUAUUCUUCAGAGGAACUUCUCAGUCCUCGCUCAUAUACAAGCUCUGAACAGUGGGAACAAGAAGGAAGAAGUGAAUAUGUAGACCAUGAGUUAAAUGAUGUUCCAUACAGGUUUCAAUCCUCAACUACAUCCAUCUCUAGAUCUAUGGGAUUUGAGCAAAUGAAUCAUUCAAGUAUUAGCAAACCAGAUGGAUUGGAAAAAUUUGAUGCUAUCAUUGACAGUAGCAAAGUGCCGUCUCAGUCAGUGUCUGCCAUGGAGCUUCCUGGUCUUGAUUCUGUUCUAUCUGUGAAAAACCAACAAGAAAGAAAAUUCCCCUCUCUGCGAGAAAAUCCAGCAAAUGUUGAAGUGCAAUCAACAAAUGAGCUGCCACCACCCCCACCUCUGCCCCCUAUGCAGUGGAGGACAUUUAAGUUAUCAAUUAAAUUAGAUGAUAAUGAUCCUAAUAUUUCCAGCAAUCUCAAUCAUUUGGAUGAAUUACAACCACUAAGGUGUCCUUCCCAGAUAAAGGAGCAAUAUUUGCCAGGAUCUCCAUUUGUCAACGAACCAAUUUCACCACAUUCCGACAAAAUACAAGAUCAACUGAAAUUAAAUUGGGAGAAAAGGUCAACUCGUAGUGUCAGUCAUAAAGAAGUGGACAGAAGGGAGGACCUGCUUGAUCAAAUCAGAAAUAAGUCAUUUAAUCUGAGGCGAGCCAAAAUAUCCAUGCCAAGAGACAUUCCACGGCCCAAAACCAGCAUUACCAAUGCCAAUGUUGCCGCAAUCUUGGAAAAGGCAAGCGCUAUUCGCCAGGCAUUUGUGGGCAGUGAUAAGGGCGGUGAUGAUGACAACUGGACCGAUGCUUGACAUUCAAACCCUUGCAGAAACUCAUGCUCCGGCAUGUCCAGAACAAUUCGAUAUGAUCAGCUCCUAUAGAAUUUUCUUCAUCAUUUUAGGUCAUCAGAAGCAUGCUAAAAAAGCUUUACGACCAUAACUGGGGUGAUGCCUGACAUUCCGACCCUUGCAGGCACACGUGUGAAUGGUUCUUUCUCCUCAGUUGCUGCGAAGACUGAAGCAUGCUCACAAUAAUCAAUAUGAUCAAUAGAGUUAUAGUGGGCAGGUCUCAUGUUUAUAAUCUUCAUCCUUUGGGUGAUCAGAAGCAUGCUUCGGAGCAUGUCAAUAAUAUAGGUUAUUUUGAUGUAAUUAUAGUUCGCAGCUCUUUGUUUCUUCAUCCUUGGAAUAUAAUCCUACUUGAGAUUCACACUACAAUGCAGAAAGUUAGUUUGCUAAUUUGUAUUAUAUCUGUUUAUACUGGUCAGUGGUGUAUCAAAUAAGAAUGCUGUUGUGGGAUC